GAUAUUAUACUGACAAGCAUAAAGUUUAUCAAAUAUCAGUAAACUCCGAUUAUUCUCAUUAGAUAUCAUGUCACCACACAGAGCUAUUGUGAAAAAUACAAAUCUACCGCCAGAUAUGCAAGAUCAAGCAGUAAAGGCAUGCUUGAAAGCAAUGACAACGUGUAGACAUGAUAAAGAUGUGGCUGCUGCUAUAAGGAAUACAUUUAAUCAAAAGUAUGGACGCACAUGGCAUUGUAUUGUUGGCGGUAGUUUUGGCAGUAAUGUGAGUCAUAUAGACACAGGACUGAUUUACUUCUUUAUGGGACAAAAAUCAAUCUUGCUGUUUAGAUCAGAAAAAAGUAAUGUAUGA
This is a messenger RNA of Trichobilharzia szidati, 349 nucleotides long. Lineage: Eukaryota; Metazoa; Platyhelminthes; Trematoda; Strigeidida; Schistosomatidae. The record is from the annotation of a GenBank genome assembly.